AUGUCAAUGUCAAUGUGUAAAAUGAAAUUAUUAUCUAAAUUGUUAAUAAAGAAGAAAUCAAAGAAAAAUAAAACUUUGAUAAAUGACGACGAAGAAUUGAUGGACCAAAAAGUGGUCGUCCGAAAUAAAUCUUCAACACCAUCAAAACCAAGAACAAAUAGUACAAGCCCUACACCACUGCAUAAAAAGGAUUCAGUGAGUGAUGUCGACGACGAUGUAACAGCUCCAUCGGUAAUUUGCAUCAACAACUAUAAAGGACUGCAGAAAUUCGAUCGUAAAUGGGUCAGACAGACGCACAUCGAUCAAGAGCUGAUCGACAACAACUUCCAGGUGGUCGUACACAUUAUCAAUUUUCUCAGAAAGAAAGACUUGGUCUAUUAUAAAUACAUCGAACAAGGCGAGCAGAUCGCCCAAAUCAAGGAUGAAAUCAAAGAAGAGAUUCCAUCGGUGAUCAUCUCUACCGCUGGCAGCGGCGGUGGCAAUGGUAGCGGAGGCAACUCGCCAAAGCCGGCUUCAUCGAUCUACAACUCCUCGAAUCAAUCGUCGGACGAGGAGGACGACAAGUCAAACAUGGUUGGCAGUCAUUGCAGUGGCUCUGCCAUCAGCAAGCCAACACACACCGAUUCACUGCUACGGCCAAACCAACCAACCAACCAACCACAACAACAACACGGUGCCAUUGUAAAUACAAACACAGGCUCAGGGCCAUCGCUCUCCUUUAUAUAUCCUGAGCGAAAGAAGCGAAUCGAUUCCAACCGAAUAUUUGUAGCACCCGGUGUUUUCUACAAGUUUCCCGAGGAAUGGGAGAUUGCCGUUGCUACACUCCUCAAUGAAGGCGACCCAAAGAAUCAAUAUAAGAAUUUAGAUUUCGAGGCAAGAGGUGGUUUUGGCUCGGUUUUCGCAGCGAAAAACAAGAUUCCUCAUUGCGCAGACGACAAACAGGUGGUUGCACUGAAAAAGAUGCAGCAUGUAACACCAAAGCAGAUUAGAAUGAAUCUCAAUGAGAUCGGAUUCAUGCGAUUCUGUCAACACCCCAAUAUCGUAAAGUAUUUGGGCGCUUUUCAGCGUGGCGACGAGCUUUGGAUGAUCAUGGAAUUCUUGGAGGGUGGCUCACUUCGUGAGGCCACCAACAAUUUCAACUUUUGUGAAGCGCGUAUCGCUUAUAUUGCACGUGAGAUACUCAAAGGCAUUCAUUUUCUACACUCGAACCAACUUUGUCAUCGUGAUUUGAAGAGCUCAAACAUUAUGAUCAGUAUGAAAGGUGAGAUUAAACUGAUUGACUUUGGACUGGCCAUCGAUUUCUCACACGAAAAAGAAGAUAUUCACAUGUGUGGAUCGCCCUUCUGGAUGCCACCAGAACAACUCCACGGAAACCCACACUCUCUUCCAGCGGAUAUCUGGAGUUUCGGUGUCUGCAUUGCAGAGAUGAUCAACCGAAAGCUGCCAAACAGCAAUUCGCGACUCAAGGCAAUGAUCAAAGUGGCCAUCGAAGGCAUGGUCUUUACAAAAGAAGAUCAUCCCGAUUGGUCCGAUGAGGUACUCGAUUUUCUACGUUCAUGUCUACAGGUUGAUCCAUCAAAGAGAGCGACAACCACACAGCUCAUGGAGCAUCCAUUCCUCGCAAAGGCGUGUACACCAAAGGAGUUCAACGAAAUUUUGCCUCCUCUAUUCAUGUCGAACACUCUUGCAAGACAAGGUUUUAUUUUUAAUAAAAUAUUUUAA
This is a messenger RNA of Heterostelium album PN500, 1722 nucleotides long. It is a transcript of the gene mkcD, whose product is annotated as STE family serine/threonine-protein kinase. The record is from RefSeq and is a predicted model, not a curated record. Bases 1 to 1722 code for a protein of 573 amino acids. Gene Ontology annotation, molecular function: protein kinase activity; ATP binding. Gene Ontology annotation, biological process: protein phosphorylation. The transcript has 3 exons. Lineage: Eukaryota; Evosea; Eumycetozoa; Acytosteliales; Acytosteliaceae.